AUGUUCGCCAAGAACUUUGUCCUCAGCGGUCUCGCUGCCCUCGGAAGCGCCCACGUCCUCCUGAGCAACCCAGUCCCGUACGGCAGAUCGGACCUUAAAAACUUCCCGCUGAAUUUAGAUGGCAGUAACUUCCCUUGCCAACAACGCCCCACUGCCUACGACGCGCAAGGGGCCAGCAAUGUCUAUGCUCAAGGUAGUCAACAACAGCUGUCUUUCGUUGGCAGCGCUGUUCAUGGUGGGGGCUCUUGUCAGAUCUCGGUCACUACCGACCUGCAGCCCACCAAAGACUCCAAGUGGAAGGUGAUUCACUCAAUCAUCGGCGGCUGCCCUGCUCGGGAUAUGGGCGGAAACUACGAUGCAAACGACGCCAAGUUUAUAAACCCCAACAAGUACAGCUAUACCAUCCCCAAGGAGUUGGCUGCAGGCAACUAUACCCUGGCCUGGACCUGGUUCAACAAAGUGGGCAACCGCGAAAUGUACAUGAACUGUGCUCCAUUGACGGUCACUGGUUCCGGUGGCUCAAGCAACUUUAUGAACACUCUACCCGACAUGUACAAAGCCAACAUCUACGGAGAGGAUGGCUGCCGCACCCCGAAUAACGAGAACUUCCCGUAUCCCAAUCCGGGCAAGAAUGUCGUGUAUGAGAACAAGGUUACCCCGACGGUCACUUUGGCAGCGACCGAUCCAUGCAUCCCCGUCAACGGCGGCGGCGGUCCUCCUGCCCCUUACCCUCCGCCAGCUCAAACUCAGGUCCCAAGCAGUGCCCCUCGGCCUACAAAUGUCAACAACCCUGUUCAGCCGCCGCCCCCGUCUGGAACCAAGCCCGGAGGCGUUUACAUCACUGUUUCGUCGGGGCAGCCUGCUGCUACUUCUGCACCCCCGGUCGCCUCCCAGCCUGCGGCUCCGUCGUCGGUGGCUCCCGCUCCUGGCGCCGGCAACCCAGGCGGCAGCAGUCCCGCGGGCGGCCACCCUCAGGGCACUGCCUGCAGCACCGAGGGUACAUGGAACUGCGUGGGGGGAACCUCUUUCCAGCGUUGUGCUAGCGGCGCCUGGUCAUCCCUUCAGCCUAUGGGGGCUGGCAUGCAGUGCACGGCUGGCGAGUCGAGCAACCUCGAGGCGAAGACGAAGGUGUCGAAACGCAACCUGCGCCGGGCUCGUCGAUUUGCGGCGUAA
Purpureocillium takamizusanense is the source of this 1173-nucleotide messenger RNA. RefSeq lists its product as uncharacterized. The record is from RefSeq and is a predicted model, not a curated record. The transcript has a single exon. The coding region runs from base 1 to 1173 and encodes 390 amino acids. Lineage: Eukaryota; Fungi; Ascomycota; Sordariomycetes; Hypocreales; Ophiocordycipitaceae.